Molecule: messenger RNA, 4446 nt
Organism: Sciurus carolinensis (gray squirrel)
Lineage: Eukaryota; Metazoa; Chordata; Mammalia; Rodentia; Sciuridae
Gene: Recql
Product: RecQ like helicase
Exons: 15
Coding region: 122-2068 (648 amino acids)
Biological process (GO): double-strand break repair via homologous recombination
Cellular component (GO): cytoplasm; chromosome
Molecular function (GO): 3'-5' DNA helicase activity; ATP binding; four-way junction helicase activity
Source: RefSeq, a predicted model, not a curated record
AUUUGCGAUUGGUUGAACAUACCAACCCGGAAGGGUGGAUGCUCCCGGCUGGGUGGCGGGAAGAUUUUAUUGCAGAGCUGGAGAGAGAGAGAGAAAUUUGGAUCUCCAAUUCAAAUUUAGAAUGGCAUCAAUUUCAGCACUAACCGAGGAAUUGGAUUCUGUAACCAAUGAGCUACAUGCAGUAGACAUGCAAAUUCAAGAACUCAUGGAAAGGCAACAAGAGCUCCUUCAGAAAAAAUCUGUCCUCACAAAGAAAAUAAAGCAGUGUUUAGAGGAUUCUGAUGCUGGGACAAGCAAUGAGUGUGAUUCUUCACCUGCUGCUUGGAAUAAAGAAGAUUUUCCAUGGUCUGGUAAAGUUAAGGAUAUUCUGCAAAAUGUCUUUAAACUGCAGAAGUUCAGACCACUUCAGCUUGAAACUAUUAAUGUAACAAUGGCUGGAAAGGAGGUAUUUCUUGUUAUGCCUACAGGAGGUGGAAAAAGUUUAUGCUACCAGUUACCAGCAUUAUGUUCAGAUGGAUUUACACUUGUGAUUUGCCCAUUGAUCUCUCUUAUGGAAGACCAACUAAUGGUUUUAAAACAAUUAGGAAUUUCAGCUACCAUGUUAAAUGCUUCUAGUUCUAAGGAGCAUGUGAAAUGGGUUCAUGCUGAAAUGGUAAAUAAAAACUCCAAGUUAAAGCUAAUUUAUGUGACUCCGGAGAAAAUUGCAAAAAGCAAAAUGUUUAUGUCAAGAUUAGAGAAAGCCUAUGAAGCAAGGAGAUUUACUCGAAUUGCUGUGGAUGAAGUUCACUGCUGUAGUCAGUGGGGACAUGAUUUCAGACCUGAUUAUAAGGCACUUGGCAUCUUGAAGCGGCAGUUUCCUAACACAUCACUAAUUGGGCUGACUGCAACUGCAACAAAUCAUGUUUUGAAAGAUGCUCAGAAAAUUUUGUGUGUUGAAAAGUGUUUUACUUUUACAGCUUCUUUUAAUCGUCCAAAUCUUUACUAUGAGGUUCGGCAAAAGCCCUCAAACACUGAAGAUUUUAUUGAGGAUAUUGUAAAGCUCAUUAAUGGGAGAUACAAAGGGCAGUCAGGAAUCAUAUAUUGUUUUUCUCAGAAAGACUCUGAACAAGUAACAGUUAGUUUGCAGAAUUUGGGAAUUCAUGCCGGUUCUUACCAUGCCAACAUGGAACCAGAAGAUAAGACCAAGGUUCAUACAAGAUGGUCAGCCAAUGAACUUCAGGUAGUAGUGGCAACAGUUGCAUUUGGAAUGGGAAUUGAUAAACCAGAUGUGAGGUUUGUUAUUCAUCAUUCAAUGAGCAAAUCCAUGGAGAAUUAUUACCAAGAGAGUGGACGUGCAGGUCGAGAUGACAUGAGAGCAGACUGCAUUUUGUAUUAUGGCUUUGGAGAUAUAUUCAGAAUAAGUUCGAUGGUGGUCAUGGAAAAUGUGGGACAACAGAAGCUUUAUGAGAUGGUGUCAUACUGCCAAAACAUAAGCAAAUGUCGCCGUGUAUUGAUAGCUCAGCAUUUCGAUGAAGUAUGGGAUUCAGAAGCAUGUAAUAGAAUGUGUGAUAACUGCUGUAAAGACAUUUCAUUUGAAAAGAAGAAUAUAACAGAGUACUGUAGAGAUCUAAUUAAGAUCCUGAAACAGGCAGAAGAACUGAAUGAAAAACUGACUCCACUGAAACUGAUUGAUUCUUGGAUGGGAAAGGGUGCAGCAAAACUGAGAGUAGCAGGUGUGGUUGCUCCCGUACAUCCUCGUGAAGACCUGGAGAAAAUCAUUGCACACCUUCUUCUACAGCAGUAUCUUAAAGAAGACUACAGUUUUACAGCUUAUGCUACCAUUUCAUACUUGAAAAUAGGACCUAAAGCUACUCUUCUGAACAGUGAAGCACAUGUUAUUACUAUGCAAGUAAAGAAGCACACACUCAGCCAUUUCAAGGUUGAGACAUCUGAAACUUACCAUUCUGAACAAGCUGAUAAAAAAGGGGAAGAAAAAAAUUCAGGUAACUUCCAGAAGUUCGCAAACAUGCGUCAACAGUCUAGUUCUAAGAAUACAGGGGCUAAGAAAAGAAAAAUUGAUGAUGCUUGAAAUGUCUACUACAAAUUUUCCAUGAAAAGAACUGUUUAUGCAUGUACACACUAUUAUUUUUAUAGUUAAUAGUUUAAUUUCAACAAUAAUUCAGUGAUACUAUGUAAUUUAUAUAAAGAGAGCUAUAUUUUUAGGGCUUAUCUCUGAAGACUUGAAAAUAUGAGACCUUUCAAUAAUUGGGAAUCACAAAUUAUAUAAUUUUACAAUAUAAAACAGGAAAUAUAAAUCAUUUUUAUGUAAAAUUUUACAAAUACAAAAUACUUUGACAAUAAAUUCAUCUGGCUCUCAUAUUCUCUUUAUGCCUUGGUAUACCUAAUUGUAUGUUCUUCUUUUGACUUAACUAUCUUUUUGAUAGCAAUAUUAAACUGACACAGGCUAUUAACUACAAGUGAGUGAUAUUUUAAGCUGAAUAAUGUAGAUGACUUCAGGUUAUAAAAGUAUCUGUAUAAUUCAAACAAAAAGAAUGAGGCAUCAAUACAAAUAAUAUUAGCAAAUAAGUUCAAGUUAUAUCUCUAUUUCAGGAAUAUAAAACUAUAAGCUUCCUUACACUACAUCCCUCCUUUGACAUUUUACAGUCAAAAAUGGAUCUAGUCUAUUAGGAUACAUUUUGGCUAAAUAGAGAACAACUUAGUUAAAUUUGCUCCAAAGCUAAAUCACAAAUAAAAUGUUUAAGUUCAAAACAUAAAAAUGUGUUAAGAUUUCUUACAUAAUAAGUGAUCAAUUUUGUGUUAAAAAAUAUAUCUGUAAAUAAAUUAUCUGAACUGAUUUCAUCCUUAGAAUUGUAUUUAAUACUUCUCCCACUAACAUCAUUAUCACUUCUAUAUUUUUAAGUUCAAUGUGGCCAUCAUUAGAUUACUGCAGUCAUUCAUUUUACUGAUUUCCAGUUUUCCUCAUUUGGACCUUUGUAUGGUUCUUGAAGAAAUUCCCAUUUUAGUCAAAAUAAUCUUCUAUAUCAAUAUUUGGAUCUAGAAGAUCUUCUCCAUAUGAUGAAAGAUCCAUUUGAUUUAGAAUUAGAUUUUCAAAUGUUUCCUCUAAAUCAGUUUCACCAAUUAAGACAGCUCCCAUCAUUCGCCCAUUUUGCAUGACGACUUUGAUGUAUUCUUGUCCUUUGGUACACCUCAGCAUUAAUUCAUGAUCUGAACCUAAGCCCUGUGCAUUGUAUUUUCCCAACAAUACAACCUGUAUAUGAGGAUAAAAAAUUUUCUUGUGAGUACCCAAGCAGGAAAUUUAAAAUUAUGCAGUUAUUCUGGGUCAAGCUAGGAUAGCAAGCAGAAAAACUAUUCAACAAAAUUUUAGUGCAAAAUGUCAUUGUGGUGGGUCCUAAAGAAAACAUUCUAAUGCCAUGCAUUUAUUCUACAUAUAACACUGCCACACAAUCUGCACUAAUAUUGAAAGUAUCAGUGAAUAUAGUAAUGUCUAGUAUUUUUAACAUUAAAAGUAUCUAGAGAAUAUAAAUGGAUGUACUUUACAAUCUACAUGAACAUUAAAAACAUCUAGUAAAUACAUAAUAUGUGAACUACAUUUGACUGGAGUCAUUGUUUAAAGAUUGAAAAAAGAACUGAGAGCUUUCAUGGACAAAUUAUUUCAUCUCUCUGAGCCUUGUGAAGGUAUUUUUUCCUAGGAAGGAAAAAACCUGCUUCAGAGUGAUGCAAAGAGAACUAAAAGACAUAGGAAAGCAACUGGUUCAUUAUUGAGUAUGCUAUACACUGCAAGAUGAAUCUCAAAACUUAGAAAUGUACAAUAGGGAACAAAUCUGGAGAGUUUUUUUUCCUUCUUAACUAUAAAACAGUAUAGUAGUAGGGUAAUAAUUAAGAUUAGGAAUUAAAAGCAGCCAAUUCCAGAUAUAACUGGCAAGAAAUGAGAAAGUGUCAUUUUUAUACAAUGAUUGAAACGAUGUAAAUUUCUGAGUAAGAAAAUGAGAUAUCAAUCAUAUUUUUGUACUAGAUUAACAGAAAAGGCACUGAUUUCCUUAAUCAUCUUACCUUAUAGUUAAAAAAUUUUGUUACAUGAGCAAACAGUUCAAAGCUGAAAUCCAUGUCAAUAGAGUCUCCCAAACUAGCUGCAGCCAUGCAUUUUGCAGCAUACCAUCCCAUCUGUCUGGCCUGGGUCCACAACCUCAUCUGAGACAAAGAAAAAAUGUCAUACAGCAUAAUUUUUUAUUAGCAUUUGUUGAAAAAUGUUAUCAUUUUAACCUUCUGUAUUCCUUUAAAGAGGGCACAGGGGCUGGGGAAAUAGCUCAGUUGGUAGAGCAUUCGCCUUGCAAGCACAAAGCCCUGGGUUCAAUCCCCAGCACCACAAAAAAAAAAAAGGGCAAUUUUUCAGAUCAGUUGGUUCUAGCUAUUAUCAUCUUUCUUACUGAAGCAGUUACUUUUGUACAC